Molecule: messenger RNA, 495 nt
Organism: Eimeria mitis
Lineage: Eukaryota; Apicomplexa; Conoidasida; Eucoccidiorida; Eimeriidae
Exons: 3
Coding region: 1-495 (164 amino acids)
Source: RefSeq, a predicted model, not a curated record
AUGUGUGUCGCCAGCGCCCCUUGCCUUCUGCCUGCCUCUGUAUUGACCCCGCAGCAACUCAACAGCAGCUCUGCAGCAGCAACAACUCCAGCAGCAGCAGCAGCAGCAGCAGCAACAGCAGCAGCAGCAGCAGCAGCAGCUAUCUGCGGCGGGAGUAGGAACACAGCAGCAGCAGCAGCUGCUGCUGCUAUGUGUGUCGCCAGCGCCCCUUGCCUUCUACCUGCCUCUGUAUUGACCCCGCAGCAACUCAACAGCAGCUCUGCAGCAGUAACAACUGCACCAGCAGCAGCAGAACGCAACUGCAGCAGCACGGAGACGAAGCAGCAGUUAGCACUCGAUCUCAAUAGCAGCAACAGCAGCAGCAGCAGCAGCAGCAACAGCAACAGCAGCAACAGCAACAACAGCAGCAGCCACAGCAGGAGCAACACAGCAGCAACAGCAGCAGCAGCAGCAGCAGCAGCUAUCUGCGGCGGGAGUAGGAACUUCCUGGCUUGA